UAUUCUGGGAUAUCACUGCUCGCACUCCGCUAUAGGAAACGUGUUUCUUUGGCGUUUUUUACUCGCAAAUGUGAGGAAGAUCUUUUCAUGCUGAGAGGGAUCAGGGGGUUAAAUGUGGAAGAUAUUUCCCCGGACCUCCUCUUUACCACGAAGCCGCUGGUGAUAAUGUUCUCGGUGUGUCGCCGCUGGGCUCCGUCGGAUCCGGUUUCCUUCCAGCGCCGCCGGAGCUGAGAGCCCUGGAUGUGCUCGGCCUGCUGGCAGCGGCCUCUCGGGGGGAUCGUCUUCAAGGGGUCUUCUUCUGUCUUUCGCAUGGCCGAGAUCUGUUUUUUCCCGCCGCUCCGCUGAAGUCGCAUGGCCUAAAACGCAAAUUAAUAUUUUUAUGAGGCGCCUCGCAGCAGAGAUGGGCCAGGACCAAACCAAGCAGCAGAUCGAGAAGGGCCUGAGGUUGUACCAGUCCAAUCAGACAGACAAAGCUCUGCAGGUGUGGACUAAAGUGUUGGAGAAGACCUCGGACCCCGGAGGGAAGUUUCGUGUUUUGGGAUGCUUGAUCACAGCUCACUCAGAAAUGGGGAAAUAUAAAGAUAUGCUUAAGUACGCCUUGGAUCAAAUCGACACGGCCCGAGAAAUGGAGGACCCGGACUACCUGACCGAGGGCUACUUGAACCUGGCGCGCAGCAACGAGAAGCUCUGCGAUUUCCACAAAACGGUGUCCUACUGCAAGACCUGCCUGAACAUGCAGGGCACCACCGUCAGCUUGCAGCUCAACGGCCAGGUGUGCCUCAGCAUGGGCAACGCCUACCUGGGCCUCAGCCUCUUCCAGCAAGCUCUGCAGAGCUACGAGAAGGCGCUGCGCUACGCACACAACAACGACGACAAGAUGCUGGAGUGCAGGGUCUGCUGCAGCCUGGGGAACAUCUACAUCCACCUCAAGGACUACGAGAAAGCUCUGUUUUUCCCCUGCAAGGCGGCCGAGCUGGUCAACGACUACGGCAAAGGCUGGAGCUUGAAGUAUCGCGCCAUGAGCCAAUACCACAUGUCAGUGGCCUACAGGAAGCUGGAGCGCCUGCCGGACGCCAUGGAAUGCUGCGAGGAGUCUAUGAAAAUUGCUUUGCAACAUGGCGACCGUCCUCUGCAGGCCCUGUGCUUGCUAAACUUUGCAGACAUACAUCGCUGCAGGCAGGACUUUGAUAAAGCGUUCCCUCGUUACGAGUCAGCAUUGGGCAUCAUGAUGGAGAUUGGGAAUCGUUUUGGACAAGGCCACGUGCACCUGGCUGUGGCAAAGUGUUGGCUUCUGCUGAAGGAGUAUGAUAAGGCUCUGGAGUCCUUAGAGCGAGCGCAAGCGCUGGCAGACGGAAUGGGAAACAAGCUGUGCAUGCUGAAAGCCCACUGCCUGAGGGAGGGCAUCUACAGGAGCCAGGGGAGGCAAGAAGAGCUGCGCGAGCAGGUGGUGAAGUUCCUGCAGUGCGUGGAGGAGCUGGAGCUCUACUGCGGCAUGUGCGGCGAGUCCAUCGGGGACAGGGACCAAAAGCUGCAGGCCUUGCCCUGUUCCCACAUUUUCCACCUCAAGUGUCUGCAGACUAAUGGGACAAAAGGCUGUCCCAAGUGCUUCAAGAACUCCAUGAAGCCUGGGUUUGUGUGAGUGUGCUGGCGUGUUUGUGUCCACGGAAGUCCAAACGCAGCACGUUGACGCCUCACAGGUUGCAUGAGCAGCCUCGGGUGAGUGAAGUGUUUGAGGAGGGUCGAACCUGUGACCAUGUGCGAGAAGGAUGCUGAACUGAAGUGGGAAGUCCUCAAUUGGAGGUAUCUUCUUUACUGACCUCGGUCUGGAGUGACUGAGGAGGACAGUGGAGGUCAAAGUGCCAUUUACAAGCCGGAAUAGUCCCACUCUGUCUGUAGAGAGGAGCAUGGACCCUAUUCAGCACAUUUUCAACUUAGCUCCUGCUAUCCUGUGCAUUAUAAGAAUGACUUCUUUGUUAUUUACACUUAUUUAUGCAUAUUAUCAGGUUUCUCAGACGCAUUUUUCUUCUUGUACAUACCAUCAUGUAUUGCAAAAACUUAACCAGACUCAAGUCUUUACUCAACAUGUACACGCAGCUCUUUUCUCCUUCUUUUUGUUUUUUUAAACUGAGAUCAAGGCGCCGAAUGGACACACGUCAUGUUCUUCAAAACAAUUCCUUGCUCUCUGUUCUGAAUGUCGACGAGGAAAACUACUGGUUGGUUUAACGCGGGGUUGUCAUGUUUGUAGUCAUAUGUAAAUAGUUAUCACUUGACUGGAGAAAGUGAAGGAGAGUCCUGAGCUUUCGGAGAACGGAAGACUGUGCAUGUCAAUGUUGUUGCAUGUUUUGUUGACUAUAAAGCAGCGAGCAACGACAGUGAACAAUCACAUUCUCUGUGGUUGUGCGUUUAUGUGAGCAUUUGCAUUGAAUUACAUUAUUUAGAUUUAUGUUUUUCUUAUACAGUGGUACCCCAAUUCAAGAGAGUUUUAAGACAAUAAUCUCUCGGCUAAUUGUUAUGCUUUAAAUUGCAAGCAAAAAAUUAAGUUACAAGCCUCAUGGUCAUUAGCUGGCAUAGCAAAUGCCGCAGUGAACUCCGUCAGAUCGGCCCAAAACAUCUGAUCUUACUCACGAGCAAAGAGAUCGACAUAACUUUGUUUUGCAACCAUGGACAGUGCUGAGAAGAAAAACCGGGUUAUAUUUAUUGAAUUAAAAACAUGACCAAUUCGAGCUUAGCACUGCUAGUUUGCGCCAUACUGAAGCACAAUGAGUCCAACGCCAGCCAAGAAUGUUAAAAUAAUAUCUAAACAGCCGUCAUUUAUCCAUAAAACUAUGCAAAAGCUGCAGAUGGAGAAACAGCUGAAAAGGAAUACCACAGAAGUACUACUACUGUACAUUAUUAUUACAUUACUUCAAAAUACUACUGCAGUUGUUAGCCGUAUAUUCUAUUGUAUUUAUACAAUAUUUCUUAUCUAAGUUUGUUUUCUUUUUAAAAGGCAGAUUAAAACUGCUAUUACGGAGGUUCCACGAACCAAUUAGUGAUUUUAAUUCAUGUCGAUUUGGGAUGCAAGUGUGUUGAGUUAAGUGGUCCUUCACAGAAAAAAACAAAUAAGCUUGUAAGUUGAGGUACUACUGUAUUUAUUUUUUAACAUUGUGAUCGGAUAAAAUAUCAGAGGCUACUGAUCAUAAUGCAUUGAUGUAGUACGCCACUGCAGACUACAACCACAGUAUUACGAAUCAUUUCAUUUAAGACCCAAACUGGGUAUUAUCAUCUUUGCAUUGUGUUUUGAUACAGUGCUUGCAUUGGAUCUAACAGUGUACCUACUAUCGUGUGCUUGAUUUGAAACCAUUUUCAAGUUUUCAUAUUAGGACUAUAGGAAGCCAUCACAAAGCCCUAUACAUUUUUGUUUAGAAGAAACCAAACUUUACUUCGGAAUAAACUACCUCUGUGUCCUGACAUUUUGACAAAAGCAAGGGUUUUUUUUUAAAGGGAGGUGGCCUCCUGGAGUAGGGAAGGCACAGUAGUUCGAGGAAAAAAAUGUUUGCAAAUUAUGGCAAAAGAAAAAAAUGAAUGAGAGAGGAAAUAGUCUAGGAUGAGCAGAAAAGUCUAAAUAAUUAGAGAUUAAAAAAAACAUUUUGUGGAGGGGUAUUGGAGGCCCUGUUGUAUUACAUUCUCUGAGAGGCCACAUUUUGAAGAACCCUAUUCUAAAGGUAACAUUUUAGUUAUACUUAUCUCUGCCAUUGUGUUUGCAUACAUUACAUGUCUGCCUCUCUCUUGCUAUAUUAUGUGUUCAUUUGUAUAAAUGUAUUCAGUUGUCCAGUGUAUUGUAUCUUGUUUACAAAAUAA
Molecule: messenger RNA, 3840 nt
Organism: Nerophis lumbriciformis (worm pipefish)
Lineage: Eukaryota; Metazoa; Chordata; Actinopteri; Syngnathiformes; Syngnathidae
Gene: rapsn
Product: receptor-associated protein of the synapse, 43kD
Biological process (GO): synaptic transmission, cholinergic; positive regulation of neuromuscular synaptic transmission
Cellular component (GO): neuromuscular junction; plasma membrane
Molecular function (GO): acetylcholine receptor binding; protein-membrane adaptor activity
Source: RefSeq, a predicted model, not a curated record